Molecule: messenger RNA, 937 nt
Organism: Biomphalaria glabrata
Lineage: Eukaryota; Metazoa; Mollusca; Gastropoda; Planorbidae
Exons: 7
Coding region: 207-887 (226 amino acids)
Source: RefSeq, a predicted model, not a curated record
UGACAUAUUUGUAGUUCGUGUUUAAAAAGGUUUAUUUCGUGGAGUUAGACCAUGAGUACUCCUAGCUCCUGGGUCUUGUAAACAUAUUGGUUACUACUUCUUCUUUUCUAAUGAUAUAUUUCACUCUAACAUGGGGUCAUGUGUUAACGAAAGGUUCCUCGCAUGCAGUUACACCAUGAGUACUUCUAGCUCCUGGUCUUGUCAACAUGUUGGUGACUACUUCUUCUGUUCUUGUGAUAUCCUUCACUCUAACAUGGGGUCAGGAUGUGAUGACAAAAGUAGAGAACAGAGAACAGAUACUUCGCUUCCUGUAUCUUAUGACUGGCCUAGCGUCUGGUGACAUGUACGACUCAAAGAAACAAGCGACAGAAAGAUUUCAUCAGAUUGUCAUUCCGAUUGAAAUUCCACUGUUUUAUCCCAAUGUUACACUUCUAUACGAGGAAGGUUACUUUGAUGAGUUAAUGAUGCGACAAGUUGUUGUACUCCGUGAUGGACAUGACGGCUUUAUUUACGGGACUGCCUACAACUUUACAGGCAUGGAUAAAUACAGAUUUGGAGAGUUUAACGUCUCAGUCUUUCAGGACCUCAAGCCAGAAGAUUACCUCACUUCACCUGACUGUGAUUGGAUAGUACAAGAAUUAUUCAAAAAUGUUUUUUACUCGGUUUGGCCUUAUUGCCAGAAGAUUAUGAACAAUUACCUGCCUGCGUAUUUCUCUGCUUGGAGUUGUGGGACCACAGCACUCUUCAUUAAGGACGACCCUGAGUAUCGGGACCAUGCAAAGCCCAUUGUAUACUAUACCAGAGAAAGGUAUCCACUGCUACCCUAUAUGUUUGAAGGCGCUACAAAUGUACAAGACCCAUGUGAUGACGUCAUGAAUGGGGUUUAGUGAAUGGAACAAGCGAAAUAUUAACACAAAAAUACUUAAGAAAAAAAAAA